ACGUGAACCUAUAACAAUAAAUAUUCAACGAUGAGGAAGGUUCUCACUCAACGAUCUAUUACUCUUCCCACUUCCACACAGGCAGUGCAUCUACAUUAGAAUUUACAUUUGUAUGUAAAUUGCCAUGUUUUAGGAGAUGAUGUCGCAUUUCAGUCAAUUAAAAAAAUAGGUACGUAAACAUAGUAGAAAAAAAACAAAUCCACCGUUUAACCGUUACUUCUUAAACUACGAGUUUUCGAAAAGUUUUGAACGCGUAAGCAUAAUUAUAGUGUGCUAGUUAAGUUAGGCCUACCUAGUUAGCCUUCACAUCGGAAAUAAAUCGCAUAGGCUUAGUGUAUUAGGUACCUUACAUAUAUUUUUAUUGCGCAAGUUAUGCACACAAUUGGAUAAAUACUCGAAUCAUUUUUGAAAUAAACUCGCGUACUAACUCAAUUAUGACGGUUCACAUUUUGCUCUUUUGUGCGGUGAUAUUUUUCGGAAACUUUGCGAAUGGAGUCGAAUUACAAACGAAACAAGGCAUUUUAAAAGGUCAACUUGAGAAGAGCAGAGAUGGACGGAUGUUUUAUUCUUUUUAUGGAAUCCCUUACGCAGAACCACCUGUGGGAGAGUUACGAUUCAAGGAUCCAGUUCCAGCCAAACCAUGGAAAGGGGUACGAGACGGUUCCAUUCUUCCAUCGCCCUGUUUACAAUACUACAUCUUACCAGAAAUUCGAGGAAGCGAAGAUUGUCUUUAUCUGAAUCUCUAUACGCCAAAGCUUACAAAUGAAACUUUACUUCCUGUGAUGGUUUAUAUGCACGGUAGUCGUUUCUUGUACCGCGAUGCUCUACCAGAUAAAUACGGUCCUCACUACUUCAUGGACAAAGAUGUGGUACUAAUCAUAUUUCAUUAUCGACUGGGAAGUCUAGGUUUUCUUAGCACCGAAGAUGAAAUAAUACCGGGAAAUUAUGGAUUAAAAGAUACAGUGGAGGUGCUCCGAUGGGUACAAAAUCACAUCGAAGAUUUCGGCGGUGAUAAAAAUAGAGUAACGUUAUUCGGGGCCAGCAGUGCUGCUACAAGUGUUUCAAUGACAUUACUUUCCCCACUGGCAAAAGGUCUAAUUCAUCGUCUCAUUACUCAAAGUGGACAUCCUUUCGAUUUAGAAAGACCUGGUAAAGCCAGAGUGAAUGCUUGGAAACUCGCUUCCCUGGUAGGUUGUGAUGGAGAUGAAGUUAAAACCUCCCAAGAUCUGUUAAACUGUCUGAAAAAACUUCCAGCUGAAAAAUUCGUAUCUUAUGAUUCUUUAUUUUUUAGCACUGGAGGACUUUUACCUGCAUUUCCAUGGGGUCCGGUUAUUGAAAAUGAAAAAGUACCCGGAGCUUUUUUGGUUGACGAACCUGCCAAGUUAAUAGAACGACAAUCGAAUAUACCUUGGAUGAUGGGUAUAAAUUCAGAUGAAGGAGGCGAGGUAGCAAUAAAUGCGUACCAUCGAAAAUAUGGUCCACCUUUAGCGGAUGAGUUGGAUAGAGAAUAUAAAAGGGUCUUUCCAUUAAUGUUCCGUUAUAUAUACCAUGUUAAAGACCCUGAACAACUCGACAAUGUGACAGAAACUUACAAAAAAUAUUUUUUCGGGGAUAAAAAGAUUAGUGAAGAUAUUCACGGUUUUGCUAAGAUGUUCACAACGUUAAUCUACGUGACUGGACUGAAACAAAAUGUCAAGCUAUACAAGGGGCCAAAAUACGUUUAUUAUUACAAUUACAAAGCUAAGGAAUCAUUCACAAAAACGCUCGAGGUUGAAGGUCAUCCUUAUAUGGGUAUUAUUCAUGGUGACGAACUUUUAACCCUUUAUAAUUGGUCCUCUGUCAUCACACCGGUAACCGAGGGCGUUGAUCUGGCGGUUUCCAAACAAAUGGUUGAUUUUUGGACUAAUUUUGCAGCUGCAGGGAACCCAAACGAUAAAGAAAAAACCAUAUGGAAGCCAGUCGAUUCGCAGGAUAUAAAUUAUCUGCAUAUUAAAGAUGGCAAAUUUGAAAUGAGGGAUAAGUUACUGAAAGAAGAAUACGAAUUUCUCGAGAGUGUUCCUGUUGAUGGUUAUUUUUAAAUGUCAUGCACUAAACAUUAUGUAUCUCCAUUUCAACUGUGAUUUAUUACAUAUUUUUGUACUUAA
Messenger RNA from Planococcus citri (citrus mealybug), 2144 nucleotides. RefSeq names its product juvenile hormone esterase-like. NCBI's taxonomy places the organism in Eukaryota, Metazoa, Arthropoda, Insecta, Hemiptera, Pseudococcidae. The transcript has 10 exons. The coding region runs from base 435 to 2078 and encodes 547 amino acids. The record is from RefSeq and is a predicted model, not a curated record.